UUUUUAAUAUUUUUAUUUAUUUAUCUGGAAAAUGAAUUAAUUAUCAGGUGGUAGACUUUGUCACCUACUUAAACGCCCAAACCAAAACCCCCCAUUUUUCUCCAUAUCUCUCUCGCAUUUGCCUUUCUCUGUUCCAUUCCCAAUUUCUCAGCCCGCCCAUCGUCAUCAUCACCAUCAUGUCUCUCCUCUCUGAUCUCAUCAAUCUCAAUCUCUCUGAUUCCACUGAGAAGAUCAUCGCUGAAUACAUAUGGAUUGGUGGAUCUGGUUUGGACUUGAGAAGCAAAGCAAGGACUCUGCCCGGACCGGUGACGGACCCAGCAAAACUCCCCAAGUGGAACUACGACGGUUCAAGCACCGACCAAGCCCCAGGAGACGACAGUGAAGUCAUCUUGUAUCCCCAGGCUAUUUUCAAGGACCCAUUCAGAAGAGGAAAGAACAUCCUGGUGAUAUGCGAUGCGUACACACCGGCUGGGGUGCCAAUCCCCACCAACAAGAGAUUCAAUGCUGCCAAGAUAUUCAGUCACCCCGACGUUAUUGCCGAGGAGCCUUGGUAUGGCAUUGAGCAAGAGUACACUCUUCUUCAGAAGGAUACUAAAUGGCCUCUUGGAUGGCCAGUGGGUGGCUUCCCAGGUCCACAGGGACCCUACUAUUGUGGUGCCGGGGCUGACAAGGCCUUUGGUCGUGAUAUUGUGGAUUCACACUACAAGGCCUGUCUCUAUGCAGGAAUCAAUGUCAGUGGAAUCAAUGCUGAAGUUAUGCCAGGCCAGUGGGAGUUUCAAGUUGGCCCUACAGUUGGUAUUGCUGCUGGAGAUCAACUAUGGGCUGCUAGAUACAUCCUUGAGAGAAUCACAGAAAUUGCAGGAGUUAUUCUUUCGUUGGACCCAAAACCAAUCCAGGGUGACUGGAAUGGUGCUGGCGCUCACACUAACUACAGUACCAAGUCAAUGAGAAAUGAUGGCGGAAUUGAUGUGAUCAAGAAGGCGAUUGAUAAACUGAGUUUGUGCCACAAGGAGCACAUUGCUGCAUAUGGAAAAGGCAAUGAGAGGAGAUUGACUGGUCGCCAUGAGACUGCUGACAUCCACACUUUCUCUUGGGGCGUGGCAAACAGGGGAGCCUCCGUCCGUGUUGGUCGUGAUACCGAAAAAGCUGGGAAAGGAUAUUUUGAGGACCGAAGGCCGGCGUCCAACAUGGAUCCAUACGUAGUGACUUCCAUGAUCGCUGAAACCACCAUUCUCUCCAAGUCUUAGAGAUGGAGUUGGCAGUUGGGGGAGGAAAGCUCUAUCCAUUGCAAAUAACUCUUUAUGAGUCUCUCUCUACUUCAUUUGCCUGCUUUCGGUUGAUUGGUUGCUGUUCUAACGAUUGUAUAAUCGUUGAUUUGUCCAAUUUCUAGUUUUGUUGUCUAAAAAUCUGUAAUAAAAAGGUAUUAGCUAUA
This is a messenger RNA of Prunus mume (Japanese apricot), 1432 nucleotides long. RefSeq names its product glutamine synthetase nodule isozyme-like. The record is from RefSeq and is a predicted model, not a curated record. Lineage: Eukaryota; Viridiplantae; Streptophyta; Magnoliopsida; Rosales; Rosaceae. Gene Ontology annotation, molecular function: glutamine synthetase activity. Gene Ontology annotation, cellular component: cytoplasm.